Messenger RNA from Cannabis sativa, 612 nucleotides. RefSeq lists its product as uncharacterized. The transcript has a single exon. Bases 30 to 542 code for a protein of 170 amino acids. Gene Ontology annotation, molecular function: ribosomal large subunit binding. NCBI's taxonomy places the organism in Eukaryota, Viridiplantae, Streptophyta, Magnoliopsida, Rosales, Cannabaceae. The record is from RefSeq and is a predicted model, not a curated record. Gene Ontology annotation, cellular component: cytoplasm; nucleus. Gene Ontology annotation, biological process: ribosomal large subunit export from nucleus.
UUGUUUUUGUUUAUAGGAUCAAAUUAAGUAUGUUGAUGGCAAACAAUCAAACCUAUGGCCUUAUGCCAUGUUGCAGAUGUUUGUAUUCUGAAUAUGAUAUCACACAAGGCUUGCAAAGACAUGUGACAAUAAUCCAUUGUCCUGAAUGUGAUACCUAUUUGCAGCCACCAACAACAUGGAUUAAGGCCCAAUCUGAAUCCAAUGAGUUAUUGACCUUUUGUGUUAAGAGAUUGAAGAAUUUGAACAGAGUGAGAUUGGUUCGUGCUGAGUUCAUAUGGACUGAGCCACAUUCGAAAAGGAUCAAGAUCAAGCUCAAAGUAGAGAAAGAGAUUCUGAAUGGAGUUUUGUUUCAACAGUCUUAUGUUGUUGAGUUUGUUCAGCAUGAACACAUGUGUGAAUCUUGUAUGAGGAUUCAAGCCAAUCCUGACCAGUGGGUUGCGGCUGUUCAACUCCGCCAACAUGUUACUCAUAGGUAUGGACAUAGUCUACAUAUCCCCUCUCUUUUCGGUACAUAUCACCAGCACGUUUUUAUAAAAUUCUGAAUAGUUUAGAGUGAUCCAGAGUCUAUACUUUUACUUUUAUCACACUAUAAUAUUCUGUUUUGAUCAUUUU